CAUGUGCUGCUCCCGCCCGCCGCCCACGCACUGCCCACCACGCCCAUACCUUUAUAGAACUACCAGAGACAUCACUAAGGGGGCAUGGUGGCCGGAAAUAAAACGAGAAAAGGAAUAGAAGUGUAUAAAUCCCGCAUCCCGAGUAAAAAAAGCAAGAAAGGGAAGGGGAAAGGAAUCUCCCUGUCCCUCGGGGAGUUCCUGGGAACCUCCAACACAAACACCGGCUCCACUGUGGUGGUGAACAAAGGCAGCUGGGCCGAUGAGAGCGAGGACUUUGAGGAGGACCGGUACCAGGGUCCAACUGAGAGGCUUGUGCUGCCCACCGCUCCCCGCACCGCCCGGGAGCCUGAUGUGGACCCAGAGAGAGUACCCAGGGAUCCACCCUUCACCGCCUACAUCGCCAACCUGCCCUUUGAGGUGGAUGACAAUGACAUCACCAGAUUUUUCCAGGACCUCAAGGUCAAGUCCAUCCGUCUGCCCCGGGAGGGAGGCGAGGGAGGACGCUUCAAGGGGUUCGGCUAUGUGGAGUUUGAGACCCGGAGUGAGCUGUUAGAGGCCCUGGGCAAGAAUGAGGAUGUGAUGGGGAACCGUAAGAUCCGUGUGGAUGUGGCUGAGGGUGAGGGAGGCAGCAUGCGAAGGGGCUUCUCAGACCGCAGUGGGCGUGAUGAUGACCGGCUGGACCGCAGUGAGGGUGUGUCCGACUGGCGUGCUGCACCCCCUAGAGAAGACCGGGACAGCCGUAGCCCUGUCCGUGGAGGGUUUGGAGAUCGUGACCGUGGUGGUUUUGGUGACCGAGACCGUGGUGGUUUUGGUGACCGAGACCGUGGCUUUGGUGACAGGGACCGGGGAGGCUUUGGUGACAGGGACCGUGACCGAGGAGGCUUUGGUGACCGUGACAGAGGAGGAGGCUUUAGGGACCGCUAUGGUGACCGUGAUCGUGACCGUGGUUUUGGUGACCGUGACCGAGGUUUUGGUGACCGAGACAGAGGCUUUGGUGACCGCGACAGAGACCGAGGGUACAGGGACAGAUAUGGUGACAGGGGUUAUGACAGGGAUCGAGGCUAUGACUGGGACCGAGGCUAUGACAGGGACAGAGGCUAUGACAGGGAUCGAGGCUAUGACAGGGACAGAGGAUAUGACAGGGACAGAGGGCGUUAUAUGGGUGGGUCAGGUGGAUUUCGUGAUGACCCAUGGAGAAGGGAUCGUGACGGCCCAAGUCGUGGCUCUGAUUCGGGACCAAGAGAACGCCCCAAGCUGCAGUUGAUCCCAAGGAGCAGAGGCCCAGAGGCUGAGGAGAAGAAGGAUGCUGGAGGUGGAGCUGCCAGUGGUGGUGGUGGUGGAGGAGGUAGUGCUGGGGGAGGAGCUAGUGGAGGAGGAGGAGGAGGUGGUGUUGGUGGAGGAAGUGGAGGUGGAGGAAGUGGAGGUGGAGGAAGUGGAGGUGGAGGAAGUGGAGGUGGAGGAAGUGGAGGUGGAGGAGGAGGAGGAGGAGGAGGAGGAGGAGGAGGAGGUGGAGGUGGAUCCAGUAUCUUCGGCGCUGCCCGACCAGUGGACACAGCUUCAAGGGAGAAGGAGAUAGAACAGAAGCUCCAUGGAAGAGAGCUACCAAGGAGAGAUGGAGGUGGAGGAGACAGAGGGGAAAGAGGUGGUGGAGACAGAGGAGAAGGAGAAAGAGAACGAGGUGGAGAAAGAGAGCGAGGUGGAGAAAGAGAGCGAGGUGGAGAGAGAGAGCGAGGUGGAGGAGGAGGAGGUGGUGGUGGUGGUGGUGGUGGCGGUGGCGGUGGCAUCUUUGGAGCAGCCCGACCUGUGGACACGGCCGCCCGGGAGCGACAGAUUGAGGAGAAGCUGAGGAAGAUGGAGCCAUCUGUGAAAGAUGAGCCGCCGCGCCGCUACACCCGUGAAGACGGCAUGAGGGACAUCAGGAGAGAUGAGGGCACCAGGGACAUCAGGCGAGAUGAGGGCACCAGGGACAUCAGGCGAGAUGAGGGCACCAGGGACAUCAGGCGAGAUGAGCGCAACAGGGACAUAAGGAGAGAUGAUCGGCAAGAUGACCGCAGGGAUGACAGGCGAGAUGAUCCCCGGGAUAGGGAUGGCCCUCACAGUAACAGGGAUGACAUGAGGGACAGGGAUUGCUCCAGGGACAGCGAGAGGAGUGGUGGGCCCACCCCCAACAGGGACCGCAGGGGACCUCCAGUGAAGGAUACAUCCAAUGAGAAGGUAGGAAUGUGUGGCUUGUGA
Messenger RNA from Portunus trituberculatus (swimming crab), 2235 nucleotides. RefSeq lists its product as uncharacterized. The coding region runs from base 85 to 2235 and encodes 716 amino acids. The transcript has 13 exons. The record is from RefSeq and is a predicted model, not a curated record. Gene Ontology annotation, molecular function: RNA binding. NCBI's taxonomy places the organism in Eukaryota, Metazoa, Arthropoda, Malacostraca, Decapoda, Portunidae.